AUGGCCGAGCAACUGGUAGACGGACCACCGAACAAGCGACCGAAAAUAGGAGCCCCAGACACACCAACCGACAAUGCUGGUAAAUAUAAUGUCAACUGAUUUUUUUCCUGUGUUUGUGAGCGUUUUAAGUUUGCAGUAGUAGUGAGUUCUCCAGGUCUAUGUUCCGUUCCUUUAACUUAUUUAAAUUACCGUCUUCCCUUUAAAGAGUUCAAUUGGAAGUUUAUGGAAGACCUGGAUGCCAGUUUACCCGAUGAACUUGGUGGACCCGCAAUGAUUCCUAAUUCUGAUGGUCUAACUAAUGGUGAAACAACAGCUGAUGUUUCAAGUGCUACCUCGAGUUUGCAGCAAAUUCUUCAAUCGAAUGUUCCCCUGUCAAGUGGCGCGAGCUCUACGCUCAACACCAGUGCCAUCUCUUCGACAGUUAGCUUAUCUAGUCCUGAUAGUCCAUCGUUGACUACUUUAACAUCGGUUAAAAGUCCGGCAGUGAACAAUUCUUUGUCGUCUCCUCCUCAAAUGCCGGUCAGUACGAGUGGGACUCCUACUCCUGCAACACCGCUCACUUCAUCCAAUGACCUCCAUCUUGGAAGUGUUGGUUUGAGUCCUGCCCCGUCAUCGUCUCUGCCGAUGUCAACAGUGAACUCGGCAUUGCAGAGUAAGGUGGCGAGGGAUGCAAGACUGCAAGUUGCAGCCCAGUAUGGUAAUAAUUCGCUCGAUAUGAACAUGCUUGCCAACAACAACGCUUUGAUGGGAUCUAUGAAUGGGCCUAGCUCAGCGACUCAAUCGAUCGCUUUGAAUACAGUGGCGCACGAAAUCGGAGCGACAUUUUCUCGAACUACUAAUAUGAACGCGAGUAAUUCCGGGAGCAAUCCCUUUCAAAAUCCGUUGCCUCAGCUGCAACAAGAACAGUUGGCGAAUAAUUUCGUGAGUCAUUCUGGUAUGAACGGAAGCCCAGAUCAAUCCAGAGUAUCUUUAGGCCAAGUAAGUACUGAGCUUUUCGUAGUCAUAUGUAAACGUAGUGGCUGGCUUCUGCAUUGAUAUUUCGUGGCUGUCAAACGGUAGAUGUCCUUUUCCUUACUGCUAAAUCCAAUGUCAUCUUGAAUUUAGUUUUCUCCUUCUUUAGUUCGAGCUGUAUUCGUGAAAAUGAAAAGGCAUUGCACUAAAACUAGACGGAAAAUGAAAAAUAUUGUCGAUCUUUGGCUAUUGCAGUGAUUUUCCCUGUUGUUUUGUUGAUGAGCCAUUCCUGAACAUCACUGAACUCUCCAUGUCGUGGUAUUUUAAUCAGGGUAACUUAUCCUGACAGCUUCUCGUAUUGUCUAACCUUGCUUCACCUUUGUAUGUUUUUUUUGUGGAUGGAAAAUACGUUAUGCGUUUUAUUUUCCGAAAUUUGUUGGUGCGGUUAUUAGCUGUAUUUUUAUCGUAUUUGGCUUACAGUUAAUUUUUUGGUUAUUAUUAUGGUAUAUUGCAGCAUACAGCGUCUUCUUUGAAGCUGCUUUAAACGUUGGGAGUGAAAGGAACACAGUUUAAGUCGUUGUAUUGCACAAAUCUACAUCAGUUUAUUCAGCUUUGAUAAGAUUUUUAAUUUGUUACAUUUUGAAAUUUUGGCCUAAUUUUUGAUCCUGUAACUUCAAAUAGUAUGAACUUUUGUAGUUUAUUUUUGUUUCAGCUACCUGUCUUGUUUACCCUAUAAAUCUUUUACUAUUUGUUCUGUCAGUUUGAGAUAAUAAAAUAGAGGUAGUUUUCUCUUUUAACUGCUUCAUAGUAUACAACCUGUCUGAAUGAUAGACUGACCUCAUGCAGGAAUAUGAAGUCUACUUAGUAUUAUUGUUUGGUUAUUAUUGUAACAACUGUCUGGGAAAGUUAUGUUAUGAGUUAACAAAUGGCAAUUAACUGCCCAGAUCAAAAUUAAUACAUAGAAAAUUUAUUGUAAAGUGAGUGGACUGAAACCAUGGAAAUGUCUUGUGUACUCAACAUGCACAAAGUUAUAAGGAAAAUCUUUUAUGAGAUUAAGUGCUGCUUUUUGCUUUUAAAGUCUUUGGUUAUUCUCAAGAGGCUAAGGAACUGACAGGAUAACCCUAAGUGAAGCUAUAUUAGAAGUUAUUGUGAUCACUUAAAAUGCAUUAAGUUGUCUGUAAAAGUUUACAUCUAGUGGUUAUUACUUGAGUUCAAGUUUCCCAUUAAAUAUUUGAUUUUGUAACUGAGGCUGUCUUUUUGCAGAAUUAUUAAUCACAAUUAUUACACUCUUUCUAACAUUUGCCAACCUAAUCAUAAUAACUUUUUCUCAUUAUUUUCAUUAGAAUAAUGUCUUAGACAUUGGUCAUAACAUUGUAAACCACUUAGCUUUGUGAUGACAAUGUUUACUUUAAUUGAUCUGUUUUUAAUCAAUUGCUAUACACUUUUCUUUUCUUUCCAGCAGGCAUCAGGAUUAGCUCAGCCUCCAACAGCAGACCCUGAGAAACGAAGACUAAUACAACAACAACUAGUACUUCUGCUUCAUGCACACAAAUGCCAACGUCGAGAGCAACAGGCCCAAAAUGGAGCUGUGAAACCCUGCAACUUACCUCACUGUCGAACUAUGAAGAAUGUCUUGAACCACAUGACAACAUGUACUGCUGGAAAAACUUGUCAAGGUUUGGGAAAACCUUUGAGUGAUGUGACAAACUUAAAACUAUUAUGAUUUUUUUUUUAUUUUAGGACUAUAAAUAUAUCUUAAGGAAACAUUUUUUGAACAUUGAAUAGUGUAAGUUCAAGUUCUGAAAUUUGUGAGCAUGUUCUAGCCUGCAAAUAACAGUUGGUCCUUGGAAAAAUGUCUGGUGAAUUUCAGGUUUUACUAUGAAACAGCUUUGCUUGGUUGGGCACUAUGACCGUGGGUUUCUGAUGGCAGAAAAUAUUAUUAAUUUUGGAAAAGUUUUGUCAAAUCGUGAAAGGAUUAAGCUUUUGAUCAAUUGUAUAAUUCUGGUUAUGACUCUUUGGAGGCUGUAAAGUGUGUUAUGUUAAAUGGAACUAUAGAACCAUGUGAAUUUAAGACAUAUAAGUUCUAUCCACGCUCUUUGGUUAUAAGAGCUAACCAAGCAGGCUAAAAAAAGGAAAAAAGUCUACUUUGUUUGUAUUCCCCAUGGUACAGAGGUAAUAGUUACAGAAGGAAACUAUGGGAAAAAUUAGGGUGGUUGCCUGAAAGGCUGGAUAAUUCUGCAUUAAAUUAAAAUUCAGCUGACUGAUUUCAAGUUAGUCUGUUUCACCAUAUGAGUACCAAAUUUAUUUUAACCAUGUGAGCAAAUGACCUGUCUUGUGACAGGAAUUUUGUGUAGGCUUGUAUAUAUCAAGUUGUUGUGCCUGAUCUCAUGUUUAUGUUUCAGUUGCCCAUUGUGCUUCUUCAAGACAAAUUAUUUCACACUGGAAAAACUGCAUGAGACGGGACUGCCCAGUCUGCCUCCCUUUGAAGCAUGCAUCAGAUAACAGAAAUCGAGGUAUUAGACAGUUAAUUAAUUUUAUUCACUUCAUUGCUAUUUAUUCCAUUAAUGGAUGUCAUCUCUAAUUUACGUGCAAAGUCUUUCAUGUUAAUUCUUUAUUUUUUUCCUUUAUCAAGCUUAUGUUAAUAUCUCUCAAAAUUUAAGGUGUGUUGCUGUAACCAGGAGUUUCUUUUUUUUUCCCUUUCUUCAAAGUUCAAGGAAGUGUCCAAGGUAUUGAAAGGGCAUAUGAAGCUCUUGGUAUUACUUUAGCAACAAAUGGAGAACCACGGUUACAGCCAUAUACUGGUAAGGAAAGGCUUCAAAGUUGUUUUCCUUUCUAUCCUGGUGAUUGUGAUGGUUCUGUGUUUUAAGCAAGCGCUGUUUUAACAUUGUAGCUAUUUGAUUAUAUAAAGUCCUUUUUACAAGGGGGAAUUUCAUUGUGUGUAUUGUAGAAAUUGAAGGAACUUUUCAUCCCUCAUCAAAAAAAUCGAGGAAUGACAUGUACAUGUAUCUGAUGUUGCAACCAAAAUUGCUUAUAUUUUUAUCAAAGGAGAGUGACCAGGAAAACCUUAAUAUAAUUUAUUUAUAGCAAAUACAAAUCUCCUGAGAUCAGAUCCCUCCAUGCAAUUGACAGCGGAUAACAGAUCAUUUGGUGAAACAUCAGCCACAGCGACAAGGUAAGAGUUAUCAGAGUUGAAUGUAGCAGUAAGUUUGUUUUGUUUGAUUUGAUCUGUGCUCAGUAAUCUUUCGUCCACAAAAUUUUAAUCAUCUGUAUUGAAAAAAGCAAUGUCUGUCAAUUCUCUCUUUAGCACAACAGCAAGUGGUAAUCGGGGUCCUAAAGAGUGGCAUCAGCAUGUUACACCAGAUCUCAGGAAUCAUCUUGUACACAAACUGUAAGUCAUUUAUCCUAAUUGAGUUUAAGCAAUCAACUUCUCAAGCUCUGUUGAUUAUUCAAUUUAUAUCAAGUUUUUCGAGAGAGUUUAAGCAUAAAGAAUCUAACUGUUGAAGUUAACAUUUGAUGGUUAAGGAAGAUGCAUCUGAGUAAUGUUCUGGGCUGAAAUUUUGUAUUGCAGUGUCACUGCCAUCUUUCCAACUCCAGUGCAUGAUCCAGCUGCUCUUAGAGAUCGGAGAAUGGGGAACCUUGUUUCAUAUGCAAGGAAAGUAGAGGGUGAUAUGUAUGACACGGCAAAUAGCAGAGUAAGUUGUGAGCUGAAGUUGUUCGAUUUUGUGCUGGAUGCUUUUUCCUUUAGAUUUGUUCUUUUCUCAUUUUCAUUAUGUUAUUUCACCCAACAAUUUCUUUUAACAAACUGUUUUGUGCAACUGUUAGAAAGGAUGGAGAGAAAUGCUUAAUCAACAUUCUUGUUACACUUGAUGUAUCUUGUAGGAGGAAUAUUACCACUUAUUAGCAGAGAAAAUAUACAAGAUUCAAAAAGAGCUGGAAGAGAAACGACAAAGAAGAAUAAAUCAGCAAAUGAGAGGAGGCAUGACUCCAUCACAACGUAAGUGAGCUGUUAAGGGUUUACUGUACAUUAUGAUUUCUCAACUUAAGAAACUAAAUAUUUUUGUUUGCCCUUUCAGUUGCAUUUCCUCAACUAAAUGGAGACCUUGGAGUUCCCCAAAUUCCCUCAGUUGCAGCAGCUGCUGCUCAGGCACAGGCUGCGGCAGUGGCAGCUGUACAUCAAAAGUUUGAUGCACUUGGACAAUCUCAAAACUCUUCUCCCCAAGCUCCACCCAUGACAUCGCCACCUCUACAAGGCACUUUGUCACCUCAUCUUCAAAUAGCAAGUCAAGUUUCUGCUACACAACAAGCACAAACAUCACAGCAGUCCACAGUCCCACUUCCAAAACAGCAAGUUAAAAAUCAGAUGUCUCCAUCAGGGCAAAUGAUGACUACUAAUCAGUCGCAGGGAAAAAAUCCACCUCGUGAAAGUGGGAAAAACUUGGUAGUUACAACUCAGGCUCAGUCACCUGUAUCUCAAGCUGGUGCUGGAAGUUCUAGUGGAUAUAGUUCUGCAACAGACAAUGGAUUAUGUGCUCCUAAUGCUCAGUCUCAGAUGGUUAAAGUAAAGACAGAGCCUGCAUCUCCGCCGGCUGCAAAUUCACAGAUGGGAAAGGUAGUAUUUUUCUUAUUCCUGCCAAAAAAAACCUUCAGGAAAGCAUGAGACUGUAAAGCAAUCCUUUAACCAUGACUGUUAUGCCAUAAGGGUAUUAUAUGUUUUGAUGUUUUCCCAUAUGAAGUUCAAGUUCAGUUUUCUUAUUUGGUCUUUAAAGAGUAAUCUUUGAUUUUGUGGGAUAGAAGAAGACAAUGAAACAAAUUAAAGUACAACAUAUAGAGACAAAGGAUAGCAUGAUCAGAAAUGUUUAAGUUUCCCUGCACACCAAUGCUUCUGUCCAUAUUCUAUCCAAUCAACAUGCCUUAUCAAGGAUCUUAAAAUAAAUUUGGACAAAAAUGACAUUGUUUUACUGUAAUUUCAGCAUCAAGAUAUCACCCCAAGCUCUGCAACUUCAACCUCAGUUCCCCAAAAAGGUUCUUCUACACCUCAAAUAAAGCAAGAGCCCCAACAAGGAGGGUCGACAUGUUCAACUCAGUCUAUACCAACUCCUGGAAACUCCUCAUUAUCCACAUCAUCCUCAUCAAUACCUGCCCCUGGAACAACAAGAUACCCCCUUAAGAAAGGUUAUAAUCUUGUGUCACUUUCCUUGAGUAUUCUAUCUUGUUACAGUGUUUGUCAAUUUAUAUAACAACUUUACUGAAGAAGAAAAAACUUCCUAUGGCUUAUCCCAGUGAAGAAUUGAACUCCUAUUUCAAACUCUUCCUCCCAAAAUUUCAUAAUUUAAAAAAGUCAAUUUUUUAAAAUCUACAACAGUCUCUCAGCUAUAAAAAUGGUUUGAAUAUUAGGGGGGUUGAUGAUGAACUAAACAGAGCGUUAUGUAUUUGAUCAAAAGAGAGAAUUUACCAGGAGUUAAGUGACCUCCUCAGAGUCUCAUUUCUGUUACGAACAAUUCACGAAAGAAAAAAAAUAUAUUGUUCCAAUUGCCUAUAUAUCUACAUCAGAAAUAAGUUAAGUGAAGGUUGGUUCCUAAGUAAAGCUUGAAAAAGCGUUUUUCAAUGGCACAUGUAGCUUCUUGAUUUCCUGGUGUCUGAGAACUUAUGAUUUUAAGGCUCUGAAGCAGAUUCACCUGGGACAAGGUUGGAUAAUAGUUAAGGAAACUUAAGAAUUCUCUCAAAGAUGUUAAGUAGGUUAAUUUAGAAAUUUAUAUUAAUCUCAGGUGUCUGUAAAUGAAAAGGUUGUCCUUUGAGCUUUGGAUUGCAGAAAAGGUCUGUUGGCUAAUUUCUCUUUUUUGAAUUGCUUCUCUUUCAGUUUUCCUCCCAGAGGAGUUAAGGAUUGCACUUAUGCCCACUUUAGAGAAGUUGUAUAAACAAGAGCCAGACUCUCUUCCAUUCAGACAGCCUGUGGACCCAAAACUGUUGGGUUGUUUGGUUAGUUUAUGACAGUUUGUUUGAUUUCUUGUUCUAGUUUCAGUUGUUCAGUUAAAGUGGAAAGUUGAAGCUUCUUGAUUUGUACUCUCAGUGAUGAUUACUUUUUAGGGUUAGGGUUAUCUUUGAAUAAGGGUUUGAAAGAAAUGGUUGUUAUAGUCAAAAAGCUUUCUUCUAAUCAAAUUUUUUGUUUGUAUUUUCAGGAUUACUUUGAAAUAGUGAGAAAUCCCAUGGAUCUCUCUACAAUUAAACGAAAACUGGACGCUGGGCAGUACAAUAACCCCUGGGAGGUUUGUAUGGGUUUAAAUGAUCAACUUGUUUUUAUCACAGAAUGGACAAGGGACAGGUGCCCACCUGAUAAGAGCUGUUCUCUGAGUAGAUGUUGGGUUGGCAUCUAUGUUAAACAACUAAUAAUUUUAAAAAAAACUUCUCAUUUUUCUUGUUGGGAAUUGACUGGGGUUGUUAUUUCAAACAGCCAGACGACAUAUGAAGAAAACAUAAUUAACUUCUUUGUGACAUUUUGUGUUUAAUUCACACAAGUACUGGACAUGGAUUUAAUUGCUACUAGCAGUCUCAAAGUGGAGUACAAUGAGUGCAUUUCAUGUUGUGAGUGCUUAAGGUGACCUCUGAUUGAAAGUUAAAAGCAAGUGUAGGAACCCAGGAAAAGUCUCUCCUCCUGGCAGAGAGAGGUCUUCUCUCUGUUUUUGUCCCCUGAAUGAAGGUGUUGUAUGAUGAAGGUUUCGCCAAAGAACAGGUUCCAUGGAACAAGAUGUUCAUGAUGUAUCUUGGAACACUGCAUUAGAUCUAAUCUUCUAAGAGCAAUCACUAGUAUGUUGUUUCACUGAUCAGUGUCUUUACUUUGUCUUCUGCAGUACUGUGAUGAUGUCUGGUUGAUGUUUGAUAAUGCUUGGUUGUAUAACAGAAAAACUUCAAGAGUGUAUAAAUAUUGUACAAAGGUAAAUGUACAAGCUUUUGUUUGCCAGUGAUGUACUAUUUCAGUUUGAGGAGUCUGUCUAGUGAUUUGGUACACUUUUGGAUCAGUAAAUAUUCUAAUCUUGUUGUUUGGCUGUUUGCUUACCUUGGAAUUGUUUACUUAGUUGUCAGAAGUUUUUGAACAAGAAAUUGAUCCUGUUAUGAAAACGCUGGGAUAUUGCUGUGGAAGAAAGGUAAAUACAUUGAACAAUGGAUUACAGGUGCAGCAGGACAACUUUCUUUAACUUGAUUCCCUUGAUUAGUUGUUCUUCUCUCUGUUUACUUGUCCUUCUCUCCAUUAAUCUUUUCCUUUAUUAUCCCUUUUCCAGUAUAUAUUUCACCCACAAGUUCUGUGUUGCUAUGGAAAGCAUUUGUGUACAAUUCCACGGGACGCUACCUACUGGACAUAUCAAAAUCGGUAAGGUAGCUUACUUUAAUGACAAACUUCACUUUGAUUGUGAGAAUGAGAAUAUUGUUCCACACUAACAUCUCUUGUCAUUAUAUUAAGUACCUUUUUCAAUUUAAAAGAAUACUGGCUGUACAUCUUCUCUGAUAAGACAUUUAAAUUUAAAGCGGGUAUUUAGGGGAACCUAUGGCACUGAGCACAGCUUAUGAUCAGAUUUUGGGUCAAAAAGGUACUAAAAGCAUAUUUACUCGCAUCAUUAUGGUCUUAGGAUUUGCUCUUGAAUUUAGAAUUCAUGUACUUAUACCUUAGCCAAAAUGUCUGCAUAGCAGCAGAUAUGUCAUGAAUUUAAGAAAAUGUACAACAUUUUUUAAAAACAUGUUUUGACUGUUCUUCUCUCAUUGUCAGUUCUGAUUUAUACCAAGUACAACGUUGAAUUUAAAGUGUAUAACAAAAUGCUCAUUGGAUGAAACAAACAAUAGAAACAACACAGUGUAUGCAAUUACAAGGAAAGUUUUCAAUUAACAUGCUAAAGUUGAUGAUGAAGUGUAGGUUGCUUCCAUUGAAUGUGAAUAGCUUCUUUAAUUUAGAGUUGGAGUGUUGUGGAAGCAUGAAGUAAGAUGCUAAAACACUCAUCAAAACAUAGAGUACAACACUGUGGAGAAUUUUGUAAAUGUCUGAAAAUGUGAGUUUUUAUCACUGACCAAGAGCUCUUACAGAUGUGUGGAUAAAUGCUGAUGGGUUUCACUGACAUAGCAGGCAGUAGAGUCAGCACAUAAAACUUGUGAACCACACAUGUACAGAGCCCAUGUGUGAGCCCCUUCAACUCAAAAAUGUUACAUUCUAACUGUAAUAAUUCAAUUGAACCAACAAUUUUAUUUGUUACAGAGACCCAUGUAUGAGCCCCCUUCAACUCAAAAAUACCGAUACAAUUAAACAAAGAUAAUCAUUAAUAAAAAUACAAUUGUUAAAUAAAAUAAAAUAAAAUUAAGUCCGUUGAAUAAUUAAAUAAUCAAUUGCAAAGUUAUCAAGAUAUAUAAUACAAUUGAAACAAGACUUAAACGAAGAGUUACUUUAUCAAGAGAUAUUUACAAAUUUCAGAGCAGCGAUAUCAACAUUCAUCUCCUCAAUUUCCAAAAGUUUUAACAGGCGAUUUUUAAGUUCACGCUUAAACGGGUUCUGUUUUUAAUAAUGGGUUCUUUUGGGAUGCUAUUCCACAAUCUUACACCUAUUCUAGCAAAAAAGAAAAUAAAAGUUGGUUAGUUCUAGACGCUUUAACGCACAGAUUAGCCGUUGCUGAGAAUCUUGUGAAAUGGUGAUGAACCUGCUCGGAGUGGAUAAAGAGCAUAGAAAUAUUAGACGGGCACGGUGAUUAUCAAUGUCAUGCAUCAAAGAGGAAACCAAAUGAGAAUAGAGCAUAGUUAUUGGUAAGAUUCUGAGUUAACAAAUAGCGGGCACUAUGAGAUUUGCUAUCCGCAAAAAAUACAUUAGUCGAGAGCACGCGUUUUUGUAAAAUGAGAACCUUAUUUAAAUGAGUGUUAGCAGCUUGUCCCCAGGCAAUAAGACCAUAAGAGAUAGGGUUCAAUUAAGGAGCGGUAGAUGUUAAGAAGUGUGGCAAAUGGGACAAGAUGUCUUAACCUGGCAAUUAUACCAAUUCCUUUACUAACUUUAGAUGAGAUAUAAUCAAUAUGAUACUUCCAAGAGAGGUUAUUAUCUAUCAGAAUUCCUAGAUAUUUCACAAAAGUUUUUUGUUCUAGAGAUACACUUUUUUAAGAUCGUUAUUAUAAAUUUUCAAGUGAACUAUGUAGUCCAAUUUGCGUUGGUAAGGAUGGAAAAUAACAAAGUUAGAUUUACUAGUGUUAAGAGAAAGUUUGUUUGCGUCCAACCAGUCACCCACUUUUUAUGAAGUUCAUCAUUAACAACUUUUUCAAGAUCCUUAAGAUCUUUGUUUGAAUAAAGCAAGUUAGUAUCGUCCAGCAAAUAGGUAAAACUCAAAAAUCUGGGAGCAACGGUAAAUGUCGUUAACAUAAAUCAAAAAGAGAAGGGGGCCAAGUACAGACCCUUGAGGGACACCACAAACUAUCUCUUCUAUAUUCGACACGGUUGAACCAAUUUGAGUCGACUGGUUCCUGUUCAACAAGUACGAAGAGAACCAGUUAUUAAUUAUUCCUCUGACUCCAUAAUGAUAUAAUUUGUGCAGUAAGAUUGAGUGAUCCACCGUAUCAAAAGCCUUUUUAGGUCAAUAAAAAUACCACAAGAGAAUAACUUUGCAUCAAUAUUAGUUUGAAUUUUGCUUAAGAUAUCUAAAAUUGCAUGUUGGGUUGAACACUUGUCUCUAAAUCCAUAUUGAGAAGUAAAAAGAUACCGCUUUUUUUUCGCAAUGUGCUAGUGCCGACAAGGUAGUCCUGGAAAUUUAUCCUGUAAUCAACCCUGAUUUGUUAAGGGGAUUGUUGAGCCAAGAUAUCAUUGUUGUGAUUUUUUUUUUACAGCUUCCACUACUGCGAACGAUGCUUUGAUGAGAUUCCAGGUGAAGCUGUCAACCUUGGGGAUGACCCUACACUGAUGCAAAGGUUGGAUGCUGGUCGUCUUAUCUUGUUACAUAUGGUGGAAUUAAAACAAUUUUGUUGAACUUCUUCCAACCUUCUCAAAGUGACAGUGCAGGAGGUGUAUUGUAAAGGGUCAUGAUUCUUUAUCUGUUCGGUUUGAAAACAGCAAACACAUUAUCAGCUGUUAUACUUACUACAAUUUUAAAUGACCCUUGUUUUCUGUGUUACAGCACGGUGCCCAAAGGCAAUUUCUCAAAAACCAAGAAUGAUCACCUCGACAUGGAGCCGUAAGUACCCUGAUCGUUAGCUGUGGUAUUUACUUUAUUUCCCAGGAAAUUCUAUGCUAGCUAACUGGUUUUUCUCAAAUGGCAUGACGUUUGAUGCAAGUUUAUGAACUAAGGUGAAUCUUUGUUAUGUAGAUUUGUUGAUUGCAUUGACUGUGGCAGAAAGGUUCAUCAGAUCUGUGUUCGCCACCAUGAGUUUAUUUGGCCAAAUGGGUAAGCAUAAAUGUGUUUGAAUCCUGUCAGAUUGUAAUUGUUUCUACAUUAUCAGUCCAAUUUUAAGAUAAAUUAGGAUGAAGACCAAACAAUAUUUGGCUUGAGAUGUCAUCACUAUCUCUCACAUAUAUAUAUCCUAACUAAGAGCUGUAAGAGCAUAUUUUCAUCCUUCCCAAGAAUAUUCUUUCAACCCACUGGUAGUCCUUGGCUUUAGUGAUGCCUCACUUAACAUCAUGUAUGACAAAGUUUGAUGUCUUAUAUGUUAACUAUUAAUUUUCCAGUUAUCAAUGUGAUGCAUGUUUGCUGAAGAGAGGUAUGAAGAGGAAGGAAAACAGGUUCACUGCAAAAAGUAAGUUUGUUGUAAAGUACCCCUGUUUGUUACAUGUGGUUAAGGUUUUAGCUUUUAGUUGGAGUGUCAGUUAUCAUUUAGCAAAACUGAAGUCUGUUUCUUCCUAAUUAUUUUCUUCUUUAGAGCUCCCCACAACUAGACUUGGUGAUUUGAUUGAAAAGAGAGUUAACAACUUCUUAUUGAAAGAAAACUGUCCAGGAAAUGUGACAAUUCGAGUUGUGUCAUCAGUUGACAAACAGGUGGAAGUAAAGCCAGGAAUGAGAGCAAGGUUUGUAAUAUUGAUUAAUGAUUAUGUUCUUGUUUGUAGUAUUUGUGAUGUCUUCACAGGGAAAUCUUAUUAAUAUGUGAGCUUUACAGUUUGGAAUCAUAGAUGUCAUAACAGCCAUCAAGAAGACAUGAUUUUUUGUGAUCUCUAACUAUUAUCUUUUUAUUGGUUUUGAUAGAUAUGAUGAAGGUAGUUUUCCUGGGUCAUUUCCAUACCGUGCUAAAGCCAUGUUUGCCUUUGAAGAGAUUGAUGGUGUGGAUGUUUGCUUCUUUGGCAUGCAUGUGCAAGAGUAUGGCUCUGAGUGUGCAUUGCCAAACACACGACGUGUAUACAUCUCAUACUUGGACAGUGUUCACUUCUUUCAGCCACGGCACCUGCGCACAUCUGUCUACCAUGAGAUCCUCAUUGGUUACCUAGAACAUGUGGGACACCUAGGGUAUAGUGCAUUGUAUUUCGAUUAUAGUAGUUCAUAUUUUGCAGAAAUAAAUAAUUAUGUAGAUUUUGAGUGAAGUUAAGGGAUAACCCAUUUGUGUUUGCAAACUGUAAGGCAACUUCAGUUUCACCAGUUGUAAUAUUUUCAUCUAAACUCUAUUAAGACUUAGGGUUGUUGAGAUAGUAUUGAGGAAAACUGUUUGCAGGUAAAUAGUUGGUAAGUAGUCAGAUUUUUUUUAACCAAAGGAGUUGUCAUAGUUCAAUUGAAUCUGUAAAAAAAAAACAAAAGUUUUGACAGUGAGUUUAAUUUUUUAGGUAUCAGAUUGCACAUAUAUGGGCAUGUCCACCCAGUGAAGGGGAUGACUACAUUUUCCACUGCCACCCUGUUGAACAGAAGAUUCCCAAACACAAGCGACUGGUUGAUUGGUACAAAAAGAUGCUUGACAAAGCCAUCAGAGACCGUGUUGUCAUUGAGUACAAGGUAAUAAAAAGACUUACUUUGCAGUAACCUUUUGAUAGACAGACAGGGGGACAACAGGCAGUUUGGGAAUUCCUUUUAACCUAGCUGUUGAAUUAGAAAAUAGAAACAUCUUUCCAAUUCUCUGGUGAACAAUUUCUUCACUACACAUUGGAUUCCCAAACACCUACAUUAAUCAUGAAAUAUAUUAUCCCUGUAACAGGACAUAUUAAAGCAAGCCACUGAUGAUAACUUGACAGCAGCAAAAGAGUUGCCCUACUUUGAUGGAGACUUUUGGCCAAACGCAUUGGAAGACAGCAUCAAAGAGCUUGAUCAGGAGGAGGAAGAGAGAAAGACAGCGGCUGCAGCUGCUGCUGCUGACACUGCUGGCAAUGAGGUACUUCCUAGUUUAAUUUGGCAGGCUCUGGCAGCUCUAUAAUGACCGAAGUCUUUUAACUGUUUGUUGUAGAGUAAUGCAUUACAAUUUAAAUACCCCAACGACAAUUAUUCUCUAGUCUUGCGCGAUAAUUUGUUUGUUGAGGCAAAAGGUAAUUUUCAUUCCUCGUUAUGAUUUAGGUAAGUGAGAGAGGGGAGAUUUACCUUUUACAGCCAAACUAACCAAAUCACACUUUUUGCAUUAAAAAAAAACUUUUAGGGAACUCCGGGCAGCAAGAAUAAAGGAAACAACAAGCGAAGUAACAACAAGAAAGGAACCAAGAGUAAAGCAAGUAAUCGUAAGAACCCAAAGAAAACUAAUGGUCCUGUCAUGGGUCUGUGUGACUUGUCACAGAGAUUGUACAACACCAUGGAGAAGCACAGAGAGGUAACAUAAACCAUCGUGUGUUUUUAUUUUAUUAUUAUUUCAAUUCAUAUUUAGCACCUACCACCUUCCUGUCAAACUUUAAUCCGGAUUCCUACGGCCCCCUCUUAUUCUUGAAAUUAUUCCAGUAAUCCUGUCUCCAAGCGUCUUUUGUCAAAAACGGGACACUUAAAGCAAGUUGUAAUUCAUUUAAAACGUUAUCCUCUUCACAGGUAUUUUUUGUCAUCCGACUGAAUGGUCGUAAGACUCCGGAAACAAGUGACCCCGACCAGCUGAUGAACUGUGACAUCAUGGAUGGCCGAGAUGCCUUUUUGACGCUGGCCCGUGAGAAGCACUACGAAUUUUCGUCAUUGCGCCGUGCAGUUUUUUCCACUAUGGCCAUGCUGGUCGAACUUCACAAUCAGGGAGGGGAUCGAUUUGUUUAUACUUGCAACAUUUGUAAGAGACCUGUGGAAACCAGAUAUCACUGCAAUGAAUGCGAGGUACACAAAGUGAUAAUUUCCUUAGUAUUGUUUUGCUAUUAAGAGCGGAAGUAACUUACCCCUAUCUUCUUUGAUCAGAGACGGCUAAAAGUUGUCAUUCAGUCCACAUGUGCUCAUUACAAAUUCAGUAUCAUACUGUACAGGUUACUGAUAUGGUAUUUCCUCAUGCAGAUCAUUAGAAAAUGACUUUGCAUUUCACCAGUUUGAGAGAAGCUGGUCUUAGUUUGGAAAGGAUGUUUUAUCUAGCAUGAUUUCUCGCUACACUUUUCAUUCGUCAGCAAAGCCCUAACAAUAUUUACUUUAUUAUUUUUUUUUAGGAUUACGAUCUGUGCCUACCUUGCUACACCGAUAAAGGACAUGAACACAAAAUGGAGAAGCUGGGAUUCGACCUGGAUAUAGAUCAACAACAAGGGCAAGGUGAUGACAAGGAACGACCGCAACUCAGUGCGCAGGAAGAACGGCGAUUGAAGAUACAGCGCUGUAUACAGAGCCUGGUACAUGCCACUCACUGCAGAGAGCUGAAUUGCCAACUGACAAGUUGUGCUAAGAUGAAGCGUGUUGUGGAGCAUACGAAGACGUGCAAGCGCAAAACUGGUGGAGGAUGUCGCAUUUGUCAAGAGCUCAUUCAUUUGUGUUGUUAUCAUGCAAAGCACUGCAUAGAGAGAGAAUGUGUGGUACCAUUCUGCCGACACAUAAAACUAAAGCUUAGACAACAACAAACACAGCAAAGAUUUGCACAAUCCCAAACUCUUCGCAGGCGAGUGGCUGCGAUGCAGCGACAGGGAAUGCAGCAUCCACCUCCCAUGCCAAGCCAGACAAUGCAACAAGGCAUUACCAGCCCUGGAACUAUGGGACAGUCUCAUCCAGCUUUGCAACCUCCCCAGCAGCAGCCCCCUCCUUACCAACCACCUGUCAUGCCUCAGAAACCUGUUAUUAGUGGCCCUCCUCCGCGUGCAGUUGAGGCAGCACAAAAAAUUGCGCAAGUUGCUACAAUGCAAGCUGUGAGUAACAGUGUGCAGAUUGGUAUACAGGGUCGCAAUGUUCCUCAUCCUCAGCAAGUAUUCCAACAGCAGCAGCCUCCUAAUAUGACAUCUCCAUCUGGACCAAUGGCACCACCAACUAUGAUGAGACCGCAGAACCCUGCUCUGAUGCAGCAAGGUAUAGGGCAGGGCCUUCAACCGGCCAUAAACAUACCUCAACCUAUGCAACAAUCAAUGGGUCAGUCAAUGCAACCUUCAUCCGGAGCACCUGUCCAACCAAACACUCCUACGUUAGAGUGGUACGCCAAACAUCAUCAACAACAGCAACAACAACAGCAGCAGAUGAACCACCCCAACGCCAUGAUGCCAGGUGGACAACAACAGUAUCCUCAAAUGCCAGGACAGCAAGGGAUGGCCUCAGUUGGAUCUCAACAGAACCGACCCAACAUGGGUGUGCCUGCUUCUCUACAGCAGCUGUUGUAUACGCUGAAGGGUCCAACUACUCCCCAGCAGCAGGCUAAAGUGCUAAGCAUCCUUAAACAACAUCCACAACUUAUGGCGGCAUUCUUAAAACAACGGCAACAGCAACAACAACAGCAUCAGCAGCAACAACAGCAGCAGCAACAAGGUAUACCUCCAGGAAUGCAGCAAGGGAUGCAGCAAGGAAUCCAACAAGGAAUGCAGCAAGGAAUGUCACAAGGCUUGCAACAAACUAUGCAACCUAAUAUGCAACAAAAUAUGCCGCACAACUUACAAGCUGGCAUUCAGCAACAAACAAUUCAGCAAAAUAUGGCUCAAGGAAUGGCCAGUAUGCAGCAAAACUUGCAACAAGGGAUGCAAAAUCCAAUGCCACAAGGAAUACAUCAAGGUAUGCCAAAUGCUGUACCACAGAAUAUGCAGCAUUCCAUGCAGAACCCCAUGCAACAAAUGCCAGUUGCUUCACAGCCCAGUGUUAGUCAACAGCAGUUUUUAAGAAUGUUUCAACAGCAACAACAGCAACAUAUUCAACAGCAACAACAACAGCAGCAGCAGCAGCAGCAGAACAUGUUUCAACAACCUCAACUGCCUCCUUUCUCGCAAAUGAACGCAUUGAGGAGAGGCCAAGUGCAAAAUCAGUUGACUAAUUCACAGGCAGGUAUGAUGCAUCCGCACAAUGGUCAACCACAGGCGUCGUUGCCGCAACACUUCCAGACUAAACAGACGCCAUUUGCGGCGCAUUUAAUGUCUCCACAGUCAGCGAACCCAAUGUCACCGCAGCAAGGUAUUCAUCCCUCUCAGUCACCGCGACCAGUCAUGUCUCCGCAACCUCAUCCGACAGGGGCAUCACCACGGCAACAGCCCACCAUGUCCCCACAUCCACAGCAGUCUACUCUAACGUCUCCACGGCCUGCGCCCUCGCCGCAUCAGGCCGCCACAUCCCAGAUGGAUAACCAACUUUUAGACAAACCGCUGUUCAGCACUCGAAUGCCACUUCCCCCGCUUCAGACUUCCACGGAUCCAGACCUGUCAAUUGGUCAGGAAGAUUCACCACUCACGCCACAAGAUCAGUUGACCAAGUAUGUCGAAAAUUUAUAAUAAAAGAAAGAAAACCAGCAAACCCGUUGGGAAAAAAAAAGAGAAAAGAAUUUUAAAGUAAGGAAAGAGAAGAGAUGAAAUGUACUUUAUGGAGCAAACUUUAUACGUAGUUUUAUCGCAGUGAGAAUCGAGAUGACGAAAUUUUCUACCAUUCGUACCAUUAUUAUAUAAUUAAUUUGUAUAGCUGUUAAGCUGAUAAAUAUCAGCUUAUAAGGGCUCGAUCCCUUGACCAAAGUCAGAGAGAUAGAGCACUCCAAGGAAUUUUAGUUUUAGAGUUUUUUGAACGUCUUCAGUCAAGAGGCACUGUAUAAAGCGCACAUUCUUACAAUGCAUAUAUAUUUGUUCAAACGUACUUGUGUACCAAUAAAUGUGUGCACUUUUCACAACGUUUGUGUGCUUAUUAGCUUCUUAUAAUUUGUAAAUAAAAUUAAAGCCCUU
Messenger RNA from Pocillopora meandrina, 17140 nucleotides. Lineage: Eukaryota; Metazoa; Cnidaria; Anthozoa; Scleractinia; Pocilloporidae. The record is from the annotation of a GenBank genome assembly.